CAUCUGUUAAAAAUAUCACAUUGACAUAAACACAAAAACAAAUUAACCUCAAAUUCAGACCUAUUUUAAGAAAUAAUGGAUACAUAAACAGUUCUCGGUGAACCCAUAUAUCAAAAAUGUCUAAUAUAAACCAUAAAAAAUGUGGUAUUCGGCUCUCAUACGGUUUCUAAGACGGAGGAUCAUCCUAGGGCUCAUUUUAGCACUGUCCUUCUGUUACUGCCUCUUCAGCUAUAUAGGAACGUCUGAUUUCCUAGACAGUGACGAUGUGGUGCCCGUAAGGAGGACACAACCCUUUAUCUGGCGUACUCUACAACAACACAAUUCAACCGGUGAAACAGACACCAACUGCAGGAACUCUGUGCAGGGAAAAGUUCUCAUUGUAGACGACAGAGGUUACAUUUGUCCGAGAAGCGAGGUACUUUUAAACGGUUGUUGCAACGACGAUUCAUCAACUGCAAUGCAGUAUUCGUGCGAGACCUGCAAGCCAAAUAACUGUUGUGCUAUCUAUGAGUACUGUAUUUCUUGUUGUUUACAUCCCGAUAAGAAAGAUGUUUUGGAAACGGUGUUGGGUAAAGCCACGGAGCAAAACAAUGUUUUGUUUGCAUCAGUAACCGAUCAUUUCGAGCUGUGCCUGGCGAAAUGCAGGACAAAUUCGCAGAGCGUUCAGCACGAGAAUUCGUAUAAGGACCCGAGGGCCAAACACUGCUAUGGGGAGUUAGCGCCAGUGAACAGUAACAUAGAAAAUGAAGUGUAAAACAAUUAAACAUAUUAUUUGUGUUUGUUUUUUGUGUUGUAUAGCUUUAAAGGCGAAAAUAAAGUUUAGGGUAGUUGGCUAAAAGUAC
Messenger RNA from Anoplophora glabripennis (Asian longhorned beetle), 842 nucleotides. RefSeq names its product UPF0454 protein C12orf49 homolog. Gene Ontology annotation, biological process: positive regulation of SREBP signaling pathway. The coding region runs from base 140 to 754 and encodes 204 amino acids. The transcript has 4 exons. The record is from RefSeq and is a predicted model, not a curated record. NCBI's taxonomy places the organism in Eukaryota, Metazoa, Arthropoda, Insecta, Coleoptera, Cerambycidae.